Molecule: messenger RNA, 1934 nt
Organism: Spizellomyces punctatus DAOM BR117
Lineage: Eukaryota; Fungi; Chytridiomycota; Chytridiomycetes; Spizellomycetales; Spizellomycetaceae
Exons: 12
Coding region: 106-1797 (563 amino acids)
Biological process (GO): L-valine catabolic process
Cellular component (GO): mitochondrion
Molecular function (GO): 3-hydroxyisobutyryl-CoA hydrolase activity
Source: RefSeq, a predicted model, not a curated record
UGAAAUCCAGCAAUUGUGAGUUUGGUUGGCCAGUAGUAGAAUCCGCAGAUCCCGUCGCGCAAGCUUGAGAACGACGGUUUUUGCCAUCGCCUUUGUUGCCUUUCAAUGUUAUAUUUUAGGAGCAUCAGAGCAAGUCGGCCGGCCGCUCAUUUACUCGGCAAACGUUGUCUCAUGACUGCUUCCGGUCGCGGCCGGGCAACGACUACACCCAAUCACAGCUCACACGCCGCCCGACGGGUGAUGGGUUUGUCGAGCCAUCUGAGAUCCACUGACUUGCCAAAUUCAGGGGGAGUAGCAACGAUGGCAACUUCUUCAAGCUCCUCAGGACAGGUCGAGGUCCGACACCAGAAGAUGCAGUCUGUGCGACUGUUCCUGCUGAAUCGUCCUAAGAGCUUGAAUGUCCUCAACCGAAGCAUGGUGAACAACAUCGUGCCUCAACUUCAGGUGUGGGAAGAAUCAAACCUGUGCAAAGUCAUUGUGUUGACGAGCGUGGAAGGACGGGCGUUUUGUGCAGGUGGCGAUGUCAAGGCUCUAAUUACGGGUGCUUUGUCGGGGAAACCUGAGGAUCUGGCAGAGGCGCUCAAGUUUUUUGAGGAGGAGUAUCAAUUGAACCAUCUGAUUGGAACAUUGAAGAAGCCGUUCAUUAGUAUCAUGAAUGGGAUUACAAUGGGCGGAGGUGUUGGGUUAUCGGUUCACGCACCUUUCCGAAUUGCUACCGAGAACACUUUGUUUGCGAUGCCAGAAACUGGCAUUGGGUUGUUCCCAGAUGUCGGUGGUAGUUUCUUUUUGCCGAGGUUGGAUGGAGAGCUGGGCACAUUUUUGGGAUUGACGGGGUGGAGGUUGAAGGGGGAGGAAGUAUUUCAGGCUGGCAUUGCAACGCAUUUUAUUCCCUCUGCACGAUUGCCAUCUCUCAUGUCUCGUCUUGCCGAAUUGGAGACAGAUGAGCUGGAUGUAAUCAAUGGUAUCCUGGAGGAAUUUGUUGGCGACAUCGAACCUUCAAAAUGGAAUACAUGGAGCCUAGGCGGACAGAUUGGAAAUGCCAUUGACCGAUGUUUCAAAUUCAACACCAUCGAGGAAAUCAUUUCUGCCUUAGAAAACGAGAAUACACCGUGGGCUGGUGAAGUUUUGGAAGAGUUGAAGAAGAUGUCACCGACCAGUCUUAAGGUAACUCUUCAACAACUACGGAACGGGAGAAAGCUAGAUCUUGCGUCCUGCUUCCGAAUGGAGUAUAACAUGGCCCGAGAAUUCCUGGAUACACCCGACUUCUAUGAAGGUGUCCGCGCCAAAUUGAUUGACAAACCCCCCAGAACUCCUAAAUGGCAGCCGCCAUGGGAAGAGAUGUCCCAGCUCUCUCCGAGCAUUGUUCAACGUUACUUCACUCCGGCAGCCCCUAGUCCAAGAUCUGUGCCAAAAAACAGUAGGAUACCUUCGGAGAAGUUGCGCUUCUUGACCUCCUUAACUUAUCAUGACUACCCCCAUCGAACGCUGUCCGGACUCCCAAGCGUUCAUGAUAUUUAUCGCGUUGUAAUAGGAGAGGGCCGAAGAGGUCAGUCCCUCGCCGCCCCACAGACGAAAGAAGAGGUCGUCGAAUGGCUCGAACAAAACUGGGGGGCAUAUGAUUCCGGAGUCAUCGGCUCGGAGCGACAGAUGCUUCCCCAGAUUGUGACCAUUGAAGGAGGGUUCGGACGGGGAAAAGCGGGUUUGAGAGAAAAAGUUCUGUCAGUUUUGGACCGGUAUGUUGAGGAGGUUAGCAAACCAGGUGUGCAGAAACGAUUGGAAUGGAAGGGACCUAAAUAGGACGGUUCUGAGAGGUUGACGUAAGGGGCGAUAGACGGGCUUUCCUAUCUAGUGAUGGGGAAGCGAGGGUGCGUUUUCAUUAUAUACACUUUCUUUUCAGACAUGAAUAAAAAACGUCAUCGUUUGCACUUUCACAG